Echinostoma caproni is the source of this 243-nucleotide messenger RNA. NCBI's taxonomy places the organism in Eukaryota, Metazoa, Platyhelminthes, Trematoda, Plagiorchiida, Echinostomatidae. The record is from the annotation of a GenBank genome assembly.
AUGGUGGAUAUUUUGUCUCGUCAAGAGGAAGCAGAUUUCUUCACUGUCAGUAUGCUGGCAGCGGGACAAGACCCACAAGAAUUGGUGAAGGAAGAGCGCAAGGAACAAGAACUCCGCAAAGUAAUCGAGACAAUCUCACAAGGCAAGCAAUACCGAAACAUUCAACAUAGUACACACAUGNGCCGCUGGUAUCUUAAUAAAACUACAACCAAGAAGAAGGUGCCCUGUGGUCGUCAUUCCUAA